UCCGCUGUAGCAUUUGUUCUCCAAUCUUUGUAUAACACUAUAUAUAUCAGAGAUUGCCAGAUACAACAUACGUACAAUACAUAUUAACUAUUUCAAGGCAAUAAUCAUGGUGGAAAUUCAUGAAGAAUUUGAUCAUCCAAUCUCUACUCAAGAAGGAGAUGAAGAGGAAGUGAUAUGCAAUGAGGAGCUUAAGAAGCUUAUGUUAAAGGAUAGCAUGCGGAUGGAAAAGCUGAAAGAGAAGCUAAGCAAUGAAGAGCCCAAGUCAGAAGCAAAGCGUGUGGCGUCUCGUCGGAAAAAGAUGUCAAGAGCACAAGAUUCCGUCCUAAAGUACAUGACGAAAAUUAUGGAAGCUUGCAAAGCGCAAGGAUUCGUUUAUGGGAUUGUUCCAGACAAGGGUAAGCCUAUAACUGGUUCCUCUGAUAGUCUACGUCAAUGGUGGAAAGAAGAAGCCCAAUUCGAUCAAAAAGCGCCUGUAGCAAUUGGAAAAUUCUUAGUUCUACCGCAGGAUGAAUUGUUCCCAGUUUCUUGCAUGCAACUACUUGAUGAUUUGCAUAACACUACUUUAAGGUCACUUCUUGCUGCUCUUAUGCAACGGUGUAUACCUCCACAAAGGAGGUAUCCACUAGAGAAAGGUUUAGCUCCUCCUUGGUGGCCAACGGGGAAUGAGACUUGGUGGGGUGAGCAAGGACUAUCACGCCAACACGGUGCUCCUCCUUAUAAGAAGCCUCAUAAUCUUAAGAAGGCUUGGAAGGUUAGUGUUUUGGCUGCAGUAAUCAAGCAUAUAGCGCCUAGUUUUGAUAUAAUAAGACGGCUUGUGACUCGAUCCAAGUGUUUGCAAGCCAAGAUGACAGCCAAAGAAAGCACUACUUGGUCUAAAGUGAUUAAUCGAGAAGAAGCUCUUUUCCGACUUUCUGAGACAUGCCCCAGAACAGAAGCGCGACGCGGCUGUAGCAGCAGCGGCCUACAAGUAACUGAGGGAAGGAAGCGUGUCUUUGAACGAGAGGCGUCUGAGAAUAGGCUAAAUGCUUUCCAAAACUUGCAGUGUCCACAGAGUGACGCGGGGUCAGGAUUUGUUGAGAACAACUCAAGGACAGAUCAUCAAUACCAAUAUGCUUAUCGUGCUGAAGAAACUGAUAAUAAUAGGCAAGUAAACAAUGCUGACUGGAGAACUGAUUCAUCUACAGAAUAUCAUCCCUGGUACGGUGAAACUUCGAUCAGUCCUCAAAUGAUUAGUGCUGCAAUGGAUAAUCUGUUUAAUGCGUUAAGUGUAACUAGUUGGGCUAAUUCAGUGCUAGCAGAUGCUAAUCCUAGUUAUGAUACAGAAAGCAGUACAAUGGAAAUUGGAGACGGGACUGGCUACAAUAUGGAAGAAUACUCGAGUUACUUGGAAACUGGAAUUGAAGAUUUAGCAUGCGAUGGUGCCUCUGGAUACGAAAGAGAAGAUACGGACUUGAAUCAAAAUUCAUCACAAGACAAUUUGGAAAAGGAAGGAUCACUAACUUCAAUUUGGGAUUUGGGAAAUGAGUGGGAUCUAAAUUGAAUUAUGUAUUUACUUAAUACAUUAGAUUCUCGAAAUGUGCUUUAAUUUUAAUAAUCUAGGACCGCUAAUAAAUAUUUGUUAGUUAA
Ricinus communis (castor bean) is the source of this 1626-nucleotide messenger RNA. Its product is annotated as putative ETHYLENE INSENSITIVE 3-like 4 protein. NCBI's taxonomy places the organism in Eukaryota, Viridiplantae, Streptophyta, Magnoliopsida, Malpighiales, Euphorbiaceae. Gene Ontology annotation, molecular function: DNA-binding transcription factor activity; DNA binding. Bases 107 to 1540 code for a protein of 477 amino acids. The record is from RefSeq and is a predicted model, not a curated record. The transcript has a single exon. Gene Ontology annotation, cellular component: nucleus.